AUGCGACAAGAGCAGGAGAGUACACGUGUGGUUAUCAGGUGCACAACUCCCAUCGGUGGAACUGAAUCCCCUCCUUCUCUCCUCAAAGAUGCUAAACAUAGAGUUGUCCUCUUCUCACAAUGCUUUAGACAAUCAACCAUUGACUUGCUCCCAAUAAUCAAAUGCCACUCUCACCGCCUGUUUUUAUGGUCAAAUGUAUGUACUCUAGACGACUCUACCAACCAAAACAUUAGUCUACCACGAGGGAAAAUCAUCUAUCAGCAUGAGGGUCGACCGGUCCUGCCUCCAGAAAGUGCUGAUGAAGUGUCGCAUUCAAAUGACGGCCCCUUUUUGGCGGUUAUUGCUAUCGGAAGUCUGUUCCUUCUCCUCACUAUCACCACACUUGCCGUCAGUCUUGCCUUUUUGCGUCAACACACUCGCAACGAGCGCCGCCUAAGGUGCGGUGACAAUGCUUGCGUCAGAGGAAUUGGAAGCAGUGGUGCAGUCAAUGAGGUGGAUGUUUUUAUCAAUCCCAGCAGUGAAUGGCGUUGCAGUCUAGACUCGGACAGUUUUGAGGACCUCUCGGACAUCUCUAUAGAGGUGGAUGUGGGUGAGGAGGAGGAGGAGGCGCAGGCUAACCAAAGGGCAGAAGGAAGAGUAGAGGUAGAAGGAUACGCAGUUGAAUGGGUCUACACAAAUCCACGCCUAUGUCCAAGACAUUCACAAAUAGAAAUGAUCCAAGGAAAGAGUUUUAUGACAUCUUCCAUUGUGCAUGACGUUUAA
Hydatigera taeniaeformis is the source of this 762-nucleotide messenger RNA. Lineage: Eukaryota; Metazoa; Platyhelminthes; Cestoda; Cyclophyllidea; Taeniidae. The record is from the annotation of a GenBank genome assembly.